AUGGAAGGUAAUGGCAAAUCGACCCAUGCACCGAAAGGGGGAGGAGCUGUCGGAACGCCAAAAGCGGAGAGACCCACCGAAACCGCGAAAGGAAAAGCACAAGGAAACAAAAAAAGAAAACAAGGAAAGGCACGGAACGGAAAGGAGCCCUCCAAUGACGAGAGCGAUGAAAGCGACGUCUACUUUUACAACGACCUCCAGAGAUGGAAAAAUAAUGUGAAAGUACCAAUAUGGCUAAAGAAGCCAAAGGACAAAGAAUCGAUAAACGAAUUUUACAAAAAUGUGAUUAAAAAAUUGUUACGAGUUAAGAACAAAAUAAGAGCGUACCGGAUAGAAGAGGCAUACCUUAUAGACUGUCUUCGAAGAUGUUUGAUUGACUUAAAUUUAAAUUCAAUUAGGUCCCUCGAUUAUGUGAAUUAUAAAAUGGUUAGGAGACUAUGUGCAGAUGACUGCAGCACGAUUCUCAAAAAUGAUGGACAGGACGAAGAAAAUGGGAAAUGUUUUAACCGCACCAAAAAGCAAGGUGACCCAGCGGAUAGUAAAAGAGACAUUCUGCAUGAAUCUAUUCUGAAAGAGGACAACUAUGCAGAUCAGAUUACGCACAUUCGUGUGGACUCAGCACCCGACAAAGUAACUCCUCUAACUGCAGAAGACAUAAAGUGCUUGAUAGAUAGCUUGAAAAACGCCCUAUCGGUGGAGCAAAGAAACAAGAAGAAAGAUCUAAUGAGACACGUCUUUAACAAGGUAAUUAUUCCGGGGGCAUUUUUCGAAAACAAUAACUUCUGCCCCAUUUUUAUGAACCUGCUAAAGCUGGACAUAUACAAUGCUUGCUGCUUGAGCGGCACAGAGGUCAGUCCCAAGUUGAUGAGUCUGAUUCGACUUUUGAAUAACUUUGAUGAGGGGGUGGCCGAUGCUGGCAGCACGGGGGAGAAGCAGAAAGGCGUUCCCAGCGCAAGCACUGCUGGCACGAAGCAGGAGGAUAGGCAAAAGGAUGAUUCCCAACAAGGGGAUGUCAAACGGGGCGAUUCCCAACGGGGGGAUGCGCAACCGCUUCGCAGCCACCACAACGAAUCAGAGGAUAACUCCUAUAGGGAAAAUUGCCUCUUUUUCCAAAGCCAAACGUCCCUAUUCAAGCUAUCGCAGUAUUGUAUAGAAAAGCGCCUCGUGGAGAACCACCCGGUCACUUCCUUUGACACCAUCUACAUUUACAACGGGAAGGAACCCCACAGUGACGCCAACCAAUCCCAAUGUGACAGUGACAAGUGCAAACAGAAGAGGAAGAAAUUACUCCCCCAUGCAAAUUUAAAAUAUUCUCUCGAUAUCCAGAAAAAAAAAAACGAAUCUUUACAUUUCAUUAAUGAGAAAAAAGCUAUCCUGGAGAAUGAUUCUACUCGGUGGAGGAUCACCCACCGUGGAGGUUCGCAUGAGGAGAUGAACCACCCCCAUGCGGAGAGACAGUAUGAGGAAGGUGGUUCCCCUGUUAAGGAAGAGGUUACGGAAGAGGUUAAGGAAGAGGUUAACCGACGGAACGAGGACGAAGCGGCUCUGGCCAACGAGAAGGUCGCUUCUCUCAAGGCAAGGGAAAGUUCAUGUGGGAGAGUCGUGCAAGAAAAUUUAAGCCAUUCUGAUAAGAAGAAGGAACUACAAGAUGGGGAGAUUGCUCCUAUAGAGAAAGAGGCCAUUUCUGCAGAGGAGGAGGCCAUUUCUGCAGAGGAGGAGGCCAUUUCUGUAGGGGAGGAGGCCAUUUCUGUACAGGGGAGUAUAAAAGAAACGGAGCAAUCGUUUGACAGCGCGGUGAGAAGCGUCAAGGGGACAAGCAAUUUCGAUUACAAGGGGAGCCACCCAAAGUGUCACACAGAAGAGGGCUCUAAAGAAGACGCACUCAAUUAUUUACAAAACGAUUGGCUUGAAUUCGAUGAUGAUGGAGGCGUAGCAGGACGGGGGGAAUUAGACGAAGAGUCCUUGCAUGGAGGUGAUACCAACGGGUGUGAGGCGCCACGAAGGGAAACCACUCCGUCAACAGACACAGAAAGGUGUAGGCUGUAUAAAGAUAACGAGCCCGAACGAGGUGACCAAAUGGAUGAAUUACGUCUGGAGGUAGCUCAGUCAGGCACCCACAACACUGAACGUAACACAAAGCUACGUAAGAGGAAGCUGUCCCACAGUAGCCACAACAGCGCAAACGAAACUCAGUCCUUCCAAUUCGACACCUUUGAGCUUUUUAUGGAUAAUGGAAAAAUUAAAAAAAAGAAAAUGCUGGAUGGCAUUAACGAAUUUGAGCAUGUCCCGAUUGAGGGGAGAAACUCCACUGGGAAGUGGCACGACAGUGGAUGCAGCGAUUUUACGGGGGCGAAAGUGAGGGUCCAGUUAGAGAGUCGCGAAGUGGGGUGCGGUACAGAACAGUGGUCGGGUAGAGACACAGAUAGGGAGAGCUUUGCUAACCAGGGCAGCAGCCCCCUAGAUGGAGAUAACCCCCUCAACCGGAACGACCACAUAACAUCGUCCAUAGAAAAGAGCCCUACGAGCGCUCGUCCCCCGAGUGGACACUCCCAAGCGGGUCAAGACAGCGACACGUCCGUCAUCAUAGAAAUGAUUCACCACGACAGGAAGAAGGAUUCCGAUUCGGAAGGAGGGGCAGUGAAUCCGAUGGAGAAGUUUCCCCCCAGCAUAACAAGGCCAAAUUGCAGCACAGCUGUUUUGUCUGAUUUUUCUACACACAAGGAAGGACAUCCGGAGGAAGAGGAUAAGAACCUCAGAUCGGGCAUAGGCCACUUGUGCGACAAUGCCAGUGUCAGUUGCGUUAUCGAUAUGAAUGACUAUUUGAAGGGCGAUGGUGCAGAGUGCCUCCCCCUCCUCCCCCCCAAGGUGGCUUCCAAUUCGGAGGUCAUCGUUUUGGAGGACGACGAUGAGGAGGGGGAGGAGCAGCGGAAUGAUGAUAACAGCGGGGAGAGCAGCGCCAGGGACAGCCACCACAGUGCGCGCAAGUGGGAAGGUAUGAUCGAGGCAGUGAAACACACACCUUGGAUGAAUCCCCCAACCCGAAGGGAUGAAGCAGACGGGAGCAUCUCUACCCAGACACCCAAAAAAAGAGAAACUGAAAGUAAGAAAGAACUCUCUAUCCUCAACAUAGACAUAAACAAAAUGAACAACGUAGUGCUGGAAGGACUUAUGGAAUUUUUUGGACUAAAGAGUAAAAGACUGUCGAGAAAAAUCUUAAUCACAGAAUUGACUAGAAUACAAAGGUACCUAAAUGAACAGUAUGAGCAAAUGGCAAGAGAAUACCACCCCCCGAUUGACAUGCGGAAGGAUCAUUCCAAGUCGAGGAAAGGUAGUAAAGCUCCUCAGAUAGAUUAUCAAACGGGGAGUGACACUUACCGUGACAGGGAAGAGGGGGAGAAGUGGAGAAUCUGUACCGACCGAUGCAGUGAUGGUGUCAGCCACCCGAUGGGUGUCCCGCUGGGGGAUGUGCAUGCAGAGGUACAGCGCUUCUUCCAAGAUGAGAAGUGGUUCGACGGUGCUUUCGUAGGGGGGGGAAGUGCCAGCCAGGUGGAUAUCACUCAGAGGACUUCCCACCAAGUGAGUACCACACAGGGGAGUCCCCUGCCCCUGAAUGAUGAUCAAGCCAAAUCGCAAGAGGACUACCUAAAUCGGAUGAAAAAAAAAAUAAAGCAGAUGGAAUUAAAGGCGUUGUUUGAAAGAAUCGAUGAGGCUAUCUGCGUCAAUGAGGUCCUCCACGAUCACAUAAAAAGGGACAGACAAAUUGAGUACUCCUUGUUGAAAAAGUAUCUGCUUGAUUGCAAACUAAGCGUCAACCGGGAAAUUGUCUUGUCCUACUGUAAGGAGAAGGAAAUUCAAGUUGUGCUGAAGAAGAAGGCAACGGUGUGA
Molecule: messenger RNA, 3885 nt
Organism: Plasmodium inui San Antonio 1
Lineage: Eukaryota; Apicomplexa; Aconoidasida; Haemosporida; Plasmodiidae
Exons: 1
Coding region: 1-3885 (1294 amino acids)
Source: RefSeq, a predicted model, not a curated record